Messenger RNA from Pocillopora damicornis (cauliflower coral), 483 nucleotides. RefSeq lists its product as uncharacterized. Lineage: Eukaryota; Metazoa; Cnidaria; Anthozoa; Scleractinia; Pocilloporidae. Gene Ontology annotation, molecular function: heparin binding; calcium ion binding. The record is from RefSeq and is a predicted model, not a curated record.
AUGGCUUAUUACCGAACGGAUUUAAAGGCUUUCCUCAGAAUUAGUUCUGAGAAUUUGGUGUUAGAUCAAGGAUCAUGUCCACAAGGUUGGAUAGGACACAAGGGAUCUUGUUAUUUACCUUAUGUUAACGGAAAGACUUGGCAAGAAGCAAACGGAACUUGUCGUGAAAUGGACUCGCACUUGGCCUUAUCCAGGAGCGCCACAGAAAACAGAUUUAUAGCCGAACAAGUUGCCAGACCAGAAGCUCGCGUCUGGAUUGGUCUGAAACGGAACCGGGGCGAGUUUUUCUGGAGUGAUGGUACCAAAUCUGAGUUUACAAACUGGGCUAAGCGGGAGCCUAAAGAUGCCUCGGUUACAGGCAGAGAUUGUGUAACUCUACUUUCCGAGGACAUUUUCCACUCGUGGGAAGUAAGAGAUUGUGAGGAAAGACAGUCGUUCAUCUGCGAGAGAGGUGAGAUUACUCCGGCAUCAGUGUUAGUGUAG